This is a messenger RNA of Toxotes jaculatrix (banded archerfish), 646 nucleotides long. RefSeq names its product enhancer of rudimentary homolog. The transcript is spliced from 4 exons. Bases 119 to 433 code for a protein of 104 amino acids. Lineage: Eukaryota; Metazoa; Chordata; Actinopteri; Toxotidae. The record is from RefSeq and is a predicted model, not a curated record.
UAUUUCCUGAAUGCAGCGCCAGUGGUCAGUUCUUCUUCCUGCGACAAAGGUCAAGCUGGUAAGAAGAAGCAAGCACCCAAGAAAAUCGACCGAAACCGACUAAAAAGCGACUUAAAUCAUGUCCCACACCAUCCUGCUGGUGCAGCCCACCAAGAGGCCAGAGGGGAGGACGUACGCUGAUUAUGAAUCUGUGAACGAGUGUAUGGAAGGUGUGUGCAAAAUGUACGAGGAGCAUUUAAAGAGAAUGAACCCCAACAGUCCGUCGAUAACAUACGACAUCAGCCAGCUGUUUGACUUCAUCGAUGACCUGGCUGACCUCAGCUGUUUGGUGUAUCGUGUCGACACACAGUCGUACCAGCCGUACAACAAGGACUGGAUCAAAGAGAAGAUCUACGUGCUGCUUCGCCGUCAGGCCCAGCAGGCAGCAAAGUGAAGCCUCUGAGGAGAUGCAUGGAUGGGUGGAGAGGGAGGGUGGGGUUGGGGGUGAGGCGGGGUCAAUGUUAUUUUUACUAUCUGUAACUUGUGUUCAAAAAGUUUGAGCUAACUUGUUUUGAGAAGUUUUUAAAAAGUUUUUUUUUCUUCAUGGAGAGGAGGUGUAUUUUGUAUUUUAAUGUUAUGACUUAUUAAUAAAAACGUUCCUUUAAAU